This is a messenger RNA of Acaromyces ingoldii, 1378 nucleotides long. RefSeq lists its product as hypothetical. The transcript has 2 exons. Lineage: Eukaryota; Fungi; Basidiomycota; Exobasidiomycetes; Exobasidiales; Cryptobasidiaceae. The coding region runs from base 82 to 1056 and encodes 324 amino acids. The record is from RefSeq and is a predicted model, not a curated record.
ACUUAAGUCCGAAGAGAGAAGCUUCACCUCUUUCGAAGACUCAACUUCGGCCAACUACGAGCUCAGAAAGCAAAAUUUACGAUGGUCCAUCACACGACGCCUGUGUUGCGUGCGGGCACACAGGACACCAAGGGGAAGCUCCACAUCGAGCCUUCCCCACGAGCCUACCGCUUCUUCCUGGCGAGCAGCAAGGACUCUGGACACCGGCCUAUAGUGCAGAGCGCGGCUGCCUUUCUGCUCUGGGAGGGCGAGUCGAAGAGUCCACGCCUGGCCGUGCCCAGGGAGGACAUCCUCUUUGUAAAGGGAGCAGAAGGCGAGUAUACCGGUCUUGUAGCGGCGCCAAAGGAUGCCAAGAGCCCCUCGGAACUGGCCAGCGAGACCUACAUCAUCCAAGUUGGCUCGGCCGACGGCAAGGACUUCCUCUCGUCCACAUCCUCCGCCUCCUUCUCCUCCGCCUGUGGCUGGUCCUACCGUGGCGACACACCGCUGACCGCCGCGACACCGCGCGACGUGCCUGCGCCGGAUCGCCUCGUCGUGCUCAACGUUUCGGCAUUUGGGAGCGUGUACGAGGAGGACGAUAAGGUGCUGGGUGGCGUCAAGAAUCCCUACCACCGAGUCGACAUUGUCACGUCGCGCCGCCAUGUCCAGAUCUAUGCAACAAGGGCACCAGGCGCCUCCACCCAUGAGGAAGACGUCCUCAUCGCAGACUCAAAGGGCAAGCCAGUCGUCGCCUUGUUCGAGACGGGCUAUCCAACGAGGUGGUAUCUUCCGCCCGAGGCAAUUGUGAAGCCCGACUCGCUCGUGCCAAGGGCAGGCGCAUCGGCAAAGGAGUUUCCCGACGACGGACUGCGGACGGUGUGUCCUUACAAGGGCGUGGCUCGUUACUCAACGGUGCAUCUCGCGAGCGAUGGGGAAAAGGAGGGCAGUCAGCUGGAGAACAUUGCGUGGGCCUAUCCGGAACCGAUCAAGGCACUCGACCUCAGGGGUCUCGUCUGCUUCUGGGCACCGGGACACGACAGACUCAGGCUCGUCGUCGAUGAGCAGACUGUUGGAUAGUCCAGAUAAGCAUGCGCCUUGUUGCCAGAUCGACGCCUCGCCUCUUGUUGUUCUUGGGCUGGCAAUGCUGCUUUGUUUCCACCACAACAACAGCCAACGGUGCAGCCCCAGCUGCCCUCGCUCUUGCGGCGGAGGCGCCGGGGAGGAGAGGGGGCGGGCAGAGGCGGUGGCGAGCAGACAGCGAGGGUUUUUUUCUGGUGUUUUGUGUGACCCGUCGCCCUCGGAGCCUUACUCGAAAUGACUCAAUGACUCCUGGCAAAUGGCAGCAGUUGCGUCAUUCAGUUCAAUCGACCUGUUCAGCGAGGCGACUGCACAGUACAGU